This is a messenger RNA of Chrysoperla carnea, 1210 nucleotides long. RefSeq lists its product as uncharacterized. The transcript is spliced from 3 exons. NCBI's taxonomy places the organism in Eukaryota, Metazoa, Arthropoda, Insecta, Neuroptera, Chrysopidae. The record is from RefSeq and is a predicted model, not a curated record. Bases 320 to 1210 code for a protein of 296 amino acids.
UUCUAUAUAUCUCUACAGCUGACAAAAACACAAUUUGGAAGCGAUGUAGUUGAAACAUCAAUUCAUGACGAAAUACACAGAACUGCUCAUGGAUCUUGGACAAAAACACAUGCCCAUCAACAAAUUAGUCCAGUAGGACAAUCAGCAAUGGUAUCAAAACUACAUAAAUUUGCUUCGGGUACAGUAGAAUUGGACGUAAAACAAGGUGUACAAGAUGGAACAACUGGUCCAUCAACAGUAAUUGCAUCGUCCACUAUCUUAAAAAAGGAUUCAAUAAAAACUGUGUCACUUGUUGAAUCAUAUGUAAAUAAUCCCGAAGAUGCGUCAAAAACCAAUUACUACUGUAUUGGGUAGUAAAGCACAAUUAUCCACUCAUGGCGGUGUACGAGUUCAAACCACCGGUAUUGAUGAACUUGAUCCAGAUGAUCCUGCUUAUAAAAUGCAAGAUUCUGAUAGUUUACCAUAUCGUUAUACUCUGGAAAUCGAAGAAGACACACUUUCUGGUAAAAAGAAAUUAACAGCACCAUCAGAUAAAGGUUGCAUAGAAAUUGAAAUUACAACAAAUCCCGGUGAAGAAGGCCACCAAGUUACCGAUGCUUCUCUACAUAUGAAAAAAGAAUCGGAGAUACCAAUGAAUAAACAAAUAGCUGAAAUCUCAACGGGUUCUUACAUUUCAUCACUUGGAUCACGGGCUAAUACCUUCAUCGAUGUUGCUUCCGAUAAAUAUACCAGCAUAUUAUUCAUUGAAACUGAAAAUAAAUCGGAUGAAUUAACCGUCGAUGUAAAAUCAUUUUCACAUGUGGAACCAAAGCAUAAAACUGGUGUUGAUGCAAUGGGCAAACCUUUAACAUACACAUCACAAUUUACUCACAGUAAGGAUAAAGCUCCACCUCCAGAAACGGUUGCAAUUAGUCAAAUUGAUGAUGACAAUGUAUCAAUCGGUAAUUCUGAAAUUGCAAGAAUACAAAAUCGAUCUAUCCGAAGUAUAUCGGACAGCGUGGAUGAAUAUUUGAUAAAUCAAGGAGAGGAAAUUAAAUUUCCCAUUGGUGUUGACAAUAAUGAUGACAAUACGGAUGGUAGUCAACCAUUGACCAGAAGUACUUCAUCUACAAAGAUUUCAUCAUUAUCGGAUGAGACUGAAGGUUUUACUGAUAGUAAUUCAGAAAAUGAAAAUAUUUUCUCAGCUCAAUUACUUGAACAGAUAAAAUAA